Messenger RNA from Salvelinus fontinalis (brook trout), 714 nucleotides. It is a transcript of the gene pth1a, whose product is annotated as parathyroid hormone 1a. Gene Ontology annotation, biological process: intracellular calcium ion homeostasis. Gene Ontology annotation, cellular component: extracellular region. The transcript is spliced from 2 exons. NCBI's taxonomy places the organism in Eukaryota, Metazoa, Chordata, Actinopteri, Salmoniformes, Salmonidae. The record is from RefSeq and is a predicted model, not a curated record. Gene Ontology annotation, molecular function: hormone activity. The coding region runs from base 382 to 714 and encodes 110 amino acids.
UCAAUGGGCAGAGGGCUAUAAAAGGAACUUUGGGAGACGUACCCUAAUCAUAACAGAUAGGCUGAUCUACAAUUCGGGUUUAAACCCCUGCACGCCACAUCACAACUUUCCAGAGAAGCCUGUCACACAAGAGGCAAGUUGAACUUCAGCAACUUUGUCAUUAUUUUGUCUGCAUGACAUGCCAUGUCUUUUCUGGGGUAAAAUUGUAUAGCCUAUUGAACUUUAUUUGUAGUACAAAUGGUUGCUUAUCAAACAUAGACAUUAAGUCUUAUUUUACUUUAUUUGGAAUGAAAAAUUGCGGUUUAUGAAACACAGAAAUGUAUUCCAGAUAUGAGUUUAUGAUCUAAACCUUUGUUUAUUUUUCUUUGACAGGUUCUCAAAAUGUUUCCCAUCAGAGGUUUGGACAUAAAAGUGGUACUCGUAUCACUCUGCAUUUUAUACUAUUCAACGCUAUCAGAAGGACGACCAUUGAGAAAGAGAUCUGUUAGUGAAGUACAACUAAUGCACAACCUUGGAGAACACAAGCACGUGCAGUUGAGGCAAGAUUGGCUUCAGAUGAAACUGAGGGACAUCCAUACAGCCUCGCUCCGAAAUGCAGAGAGAGUGGAGAAAGUGAGAACCAGAAGCCUUCUUCCCGAGGAUCUUCCGGAUUUGGAGGAGUUAACGUCAAACGAAGUUAAAUACAUGUUGGAGAAACUCCUCAACGCUCAUUGA